AUGUCAAAUUACAAUCAAGCAGAAUUAAAUGAAUCUGAAACAUCAUUUUCAUAUAUCAAAACAGAAAAUGAUUCCGAUUUCGAAGUUGACCAAUUCUUACAAACAGAAUUAAUUGUUAAAGAUGAAAUAUUAGAAAAUAACGAUACAACAAGUCAAACAAAUCGUUACAAUUGUUAUGGGAAUAAAAAAAAUUUAAAAGAAUUAAAAUCUGCAACAUUAUUAGAAAAGAAAGCUGAAUUUCUGCGACAAGAAAUUUUACGUAAUAGUAUACGAACAUUUCAAUGUGAAACAUGUGAUCGUACAUUUACAGAUCGUAGUGAUUUAACAAAACAUGAAUUAUAUCAUACAAGUAUACGACCAUUUAAAUGUAAGGUAUGUGAAAAAACAUUUAGUACGAAACGAAGUUUAAUACGGCAUGAACAAAUUCAUGACGUGAAUAGAGAUCGUCCUUUUGUAUGUAGUGUUUGUGAUAAAGCUUUUACUAAACAAUGCCAUUUGAAUAGUCACGAGAAAAUCCAUACUGGUGAAAAACCGUAUCAAUGUGAUGUAUGUGAAAAACGUUUUACGGAGAAAAGUGAUUUAAUUAAACAUAUGCGUAAUCAUACUGGAGAGCGUGCUUAUUUAUGUAAAAUUUGUGGUAAAACAUUUACUUUAGCGCAUACAUUAUCAAAACAUCUACGUUUUCAUAAUGGAGAAAAAUCAUAUAAAUGUAGUUAUUGUCAGAAAACUUUUAUACAAAAAAGUGAUUUAACACGACAUACAAGAACGCACACGGGUGAAGGUUCCGUACUAUGUAAGAUUUGUGGUAAAACAUUUACACAACGAAGUCAUUUAACUGAGCAUACGCGUAUACAUACGGGGGAACGUCCAUAUAAAUGUUUAACAUGUGAUAAAGCUUUUAUUGAUAAGGGAAAUUUAACACGACACCGUCGAAUUCAUACAGGAGAAAGUCCGUAUUUGUGUAGUGUUUGUGGUAAAACUUUUAAACAACGUAGUAGUUUUACAAUACAUGAGCGUAUUCAUACGCACAGUGUUUCGUCUAAUGCAACAGCUGGUUCUCUAACAUACCCGGUUUGUGAAGUUUUACCUGCUUUACACGCAUUUACGGGUUGUGAUACGACUAGUAAAAUUGGCACCAAAAAAAAAGCUUUAGAAAUAAUAAAAAUUAAAGAAAAUCGUGAUGCUUUAGUCCCUCUUGGCAAUGGCUUAGAAUUAAGUAGUAAGGAGUUAAAAGGUUUAGAAACCUUAAUGUCAAAUUACAAUCAAGCAGAAUUGAAUGAAUCUGAAACAUCAUUUUCAUAUAUCAAAACAGAAAAUGAUUCCGAUUUCGAAGUUGACCAAUUCUUACAAACAGAAUUAAUUGUUAAAGAUGAAAUAUUAGAAAAUAACGAUACAACAAGUCAAACAAAUCGUUACAAUUGUUAUGGGAAUAAAAAAAAUAUAAAAGAAUUAAAAUCUACAACAUUAUUAGAAAAAAAAGCUGAAUUUCUACGGCAAGAAAUUUUACGUAAUAGUAUACGACCAUUUCAAUGUGAAACAUGUGAUCGUACAUUUACAGAUCGUAGUGAUUUAACAAAACAUGAAUUAUAUCAUACAAGUAUACGACCAUUUAAAUGUAAGGUAUGUGAAAAAACAUUUAGUACGAAACGAAGUUUAAUACGGCAUGAACAAAUUCAUGACGUGAAUAGAGAUCGUCCUUUUGUAUGUAGUGUUUGUGAUAAAGCUUUUACUCAACAAUGUCAUUUAAAUAGUCACGAGAAAAUCCAUACUGGUGAAAAACCGUAUCAAUGUGAUGUAUGUGAAAAACGUUUUACGGAGAAAAGUGAUUUAAAUAAACAUAUGCGUAAUCAUACUGGAGAGCGUGCUUAUUUAUGUAAAAUUUGUGGUAAAACAUUUAUUUUAGCACAUACAUUAUCAAAACAUCUACGUUUUCAUAAUGGAGAAAAACCAUAUAAAUGUAGUUAUUGUGAGAAAACUUUUAUACAAAAAAGUGAUUUAACACGACAUACAAGAACGCACACGGGUGAAGGUUCCGUACUAUGUAAAAUUUGUGGUAAAACUUUUACUCGACAAAGUCAUUUAACUGAGCAUACGCGUAUACAUACGGGGGAACGUCCAUAUAAAUGUUUAACAUGUGAUAAAGCUUUUAUUGAUAAGGGAAAUUUAACACGACACCGUCGAAUUCAUACAGGAGAAAGUCCGUAUUUGUGUAGUGUUUGUGGUAAAACUUUUAAACAACAUAGUAGUUUAACAAUACAUGAGCGUAUUCAUACGGGGGAAAAACCUUAUACAUGUACGUUAUGUAAUAAAUCGUUUGCUUUGUCGAGGGAUAUUAAUAAACAUCGAUUGAUGCAUGAAACGGGCGGUCUUUGUAGAAGUAAAAAAUUAUCAAAAUUUAUCUAGUAAGUUCAAAUUGAUGGCAGGCUGGAACCUGGUCAAGAAUUACGUAUCUACUAAUUGGUGGAAUGAUUUUCACUAAUUAAUAUUUAUGUUGCUAUAUUCAAAAAGAAAAUAAACCAAAAUUAUCUGUUCGAUUUGCGAACAAGAUCCUAAGGUAAAAAACUAGUCACGAACAAACAGUCAUAAAAAGGUAGCAUUGAAUUAAAACAUUGCUGAUACAAACCAAGUAAGGCGCAAAACUUCUAGAAAUACACAUAAAAUUUUGAUGCAUUUGUAUCAAAGAAUACAGGUUGUGUAUCUUUGCAUUAGUGAUAAACAUCACAAGAACGAUUUUCCAAAAUAUGCGCGCAUUUAAACAAAAUAUUAAAGAAAUAUACUCAAAAAAUACAUUAUUAUAUUUACCUAUUUUCUUAUAUAGUGUAGGUGCUGAGUGGGUAGUGGGUUUCGUAUGCAUUUACAAGCCCCACCGAAUAAGAAGUGUAUUUCGACGUAUUUUGACUCGCUGAAUCCAAAUUUUCAACUUGAUGGAAAAUUUGUUAUAAGAAACAAAUUAAUUGUUUAUACGGCCAUAGGUCCUAGAUAAUUGAAAAUUUUAGUAAACAAUUUUGCACCAUUUUACUCUACAUGAAAAACAAAUAUUUAUUUUUUUUGUUCGUCUUGAUACGAGCAUUAGAACCAGGGUUGGCCAGACUUUUAAUGGAAUUGGGUAAGCACGGGAUUGCUGGCUUUUCACCUCUGCGUUCACCUUGUGAUCCAUGGACUGUUCAUGCUUUUAAUGGGUUUUAAUUAGCACGGUUCUCCGGGUUUUUUGACCCUUGCGUUUAUCCUAUGAUAGCGUACACCCCAUGUAAUAUAUGCUGUUAAAUUAUUAAAUUUAAUCAUCAAUUUGGAAAAUACACAAUUUCAUGGAUAUGAAUUUCGCAACCUGCGUAAUAAGCAAUUUGUCAUGUAAAUGAAUUACGCAAUCAGUGUAAUAUCCAAUCUCAUGUAAAUGAAUUACGCAUUCAGUGUAAUACACAAUCUAAUGGAUAUGAAUUAUCCUCCAAGCAGAAUAGACAAUAUCAAGGAUAUGUACGACGUGUAACUUUAUUUAUUAAUUGUAAAACACUAUUAGUAAAGGCGCUGAGUGGGUUUCGUAUGCAUUUAUAGGUCUUACCGCACAAGGAGUGUAUUCUUUCGGUGAAUAUAACAAAUCAAUGCAUAUCUAGUCCUUAAAUAUGUAAAUAUGUAACGCCUAAACCCUCUGGAAAAGUAGUUCAAACUACCAAUAUGGUGAGUUCGGAAACGUAUAUACAAAUGAUGUUCUAUUAGGUAUUCUUUAUUCUUUGGUAUUACCCAAAUUGAUGCUUUAAUUUAAUAAUUUAAUUACAUAUAUUAUCAAAAAUAAAUUGUCAAAAAACCCGCAGACCAGUGCUAAUUCGACCCCAUUAAAAGCAUGACCGACCCAUGAAUCACAAGGUGCACGCAAUCACAAGGUGGGCGCAGGGGUGAAAACUCCGCAAACCCGUGCUUACUCAACUCCAUUAAAGGUCUGGCCUACCCGUAGAUCACAAAGUGAACGCAAGGGGCAAAAAACUCGCAAGUUGGCGUUCAUCCUGUGAUCCACGGGUUGGCCAUGCCUUAAAUAGGGUCGAUUCAGUACGGUUCAGAGCAUGUAUUCUUGGAUAUAAAUGUAUCACAAUAUUAUGUGUGUGCGAUGCACGUGCAAUUAUCCGCAGCCGAUUAGUCGCUCUCUCUAGAAGUAAAUCAAAUUAGGUAAUGAGUACAUCACUUAAAUUAAUUGUUAAAUGAUUUACAAUUAUGUUUUUGGAUGAAAACGUCUACAAUAAAUAAUACGCUUGACUAAUAAAUUUACGAAUAGCGUUCAUAUUGAAUGGAACUGGAACUGAAUUUUGUCGUUUUGUCAUGCGUGUUAUUGUAGACAAAGCUCGAUUGUUUAUAUUACAUUUUUGUACAAAACGAUAAAUCGUUGUUUAAUCUACAUAAAAAGUUUACACAUAUUUAAUUUUUUUUUCAAAUUUGAAUAAAUUGAGUAAUGCCACAAAUAAAACAGGGUUCCAUU
Molecule: messenger RNA, 4462 nt
Organism: Chrysoperla carnea
Lineage: Eukaryota; Metazoa; Arthropoda; Insecta; Neuroptera; Chrysopidae
Product: zinc finger protein 271-like
Exons: 3
Coding region: 1-2403 (800 amino acids)
Biological process (GO): regulation of transcription by RNA polymerase II
Cellular component (GO): nucleus
Molecular function (GO): RNA polymerase II cis-regulatory region sequence-specific DNA binding; DNA-binding transcription factor activity, RNA polymerase II-specific
Source: RefSeq, a predicted model, not a curated record